Molecule: messenger RNA, 1080 nt
Organism: Triticum dicoccoides
Lineage: Eukaryota; Viridiplantae; Streptophyta; Magnoliopsida; Poales; Poaceae
Exons: 2
Coding region: 5-688 (227 amino acids)
Source: RefSeq, a predicted model, not a curated record
ACUCAUGUCGCUAUCCCCUCAUCCUCUUCCUUCCCCACACACAACCCGCGUCCGAAUCAUUCCUCUCCAUCCCAGGCGGUUCUCCGGCGAUGGCUGGCCCUGUUGCCAGCGGUGGAGGCAGCUGAGCUGGGUCCAACAGCCGGUAGCCUUGGAGGGGUCACCGCGGUGUGCGGCGGCUGCGCGUAAUGGCCGGCGGCGUUCCCAUUCGUCGCCAUGCGAGGAGAGGAGGAGCUCAUGCACUGCAUCUGCGGCGCCGGCGGUGAUCCCCAUCGUCACCGUUGCGAGAGGAGCCCCCUUAGGCUCCGGCGGCGAUCCCCUUGGUCGCCGUGCGAGAGGAGUCUCCUUCGGCUCCGGCGGCGAUCCAACAAGCGACAACCAUGGCGGGGUUGCAGGUGCGCGCGGCGCUGCUCGCGACGGCCGGCUACACCGCGGAUUUCGUCCUGGAGCUCCAUCUCCACCGUUUUUGCCUCGCACAAGCAUGACGCGCCGGGACUGUCGUGGUUUCGUGCAUCGACAGUUGACUGCAGUCAAUGGGCCAGUGCCCUCCACCGGAGGAGCUGAUAGUGCUCGCGUAGGCGGCGUGCUAGAGGAGGAGCUGCUGCUCGGACAUGAUCUUGAGAGGUUGGCGGCUUCGUCUUCUGAUUCCCACACAGUCGAGCGAACAGAAGCUGCGGCUGCUCCUGUGUAGGUAUACAUCACAGGGGGCGGCGGGCGCGAUGCUUGGCUAGGUCCAGUCGAUGGCAGGCAACGAGCUCGGAGGGCCGCGCGUGGAAGGCUGCACGAAGCUCGGGUGCGAGCUCAAGGGAGACGAGCUGCACGAGGCUCGGGUGUGUGAGGCGCUGCUCCUCUGGAUCAGGACCGCGCAGCGUCAGGAAAUAGGUUUUGAAGGUGAAAUGCUUCCCUCUAAAUGCUUCCGAACCAUCCUGUACGUGAAUGCCUACAAUUACCAACCACACAUGCAUGAAUGCCUGAAAUUAUCAGCAUACAAUUUUUUUGUCUCUAAGAAUCAUGUCAAUGAUUUCACAACAUUUUACAGUCUAUGUAUUUUACAAAUUAAUUCAAGCGGUGGCAUUGGUUACA